Molecule: messenger RNA, 1341 nt
Organism: Solanum dulcamara
Lineage: Eukaryota; Viridiplantae; Streptophyta; Magnoliopsida; Solanales; Solanaceae
Exons: 9
Coding region: 84-836 (250 amino acids)
Source: RefSeq, a predicted model, not a curated record
GAUACUAAUUAUUUUAAAAUCUUUUAUAGUGAACUUUGGGUCCCCUAGGGUUUAGGCCACUGUCGUCUUCUUCUUCCCGGAAAAUGGCAGCGAUCCUAAAGCAGACGACUAAGAUCGCCGGAAAAUUGUUGAAUCCUAAAUUGUUAUCAGCAACAGCCGUUAGUGGGACUCGCUCAAUCUUCCCACGCGCCACCGUCAGUGGCGGUGCCGUUCGGUUUGUGUCGACAUCAGGUUUCAGCUACCUAGAGAAGAAAACAGCUCCUCGGCGAUUGCCGGCUGUUUACAAUUACCUUCUUCAAGCAGAUGAACGAACUCAUUCUACCGGAAAUGAACCUAUUCCGAAAAUUACCCUAAGUCAUGUUUCUGUGAGCUUUGCGGGAUAUGUUGACACUAGAAGUCAUACAGAAGAUACUAAUACAGCGAGCACAAAGGCUAAGAAAAACACGCCUAUCAAGAAGAAAGGGAAGAAAGGAACUCAGAAGCAAAAUACGAGCACACCAAACAAAGCUCGUAUGAGAAGUAUUAACACAGCUGGCACAAAAAUUAUUAUGAAGCUUGAUGUGAAAAAUGCUCAUUGGUUAAGUGAAAGAGUCAGGGAGAGGAUCAUGCUCAUGGAAAAGACUCGGAUCAAGGAUGGGGAGCUUGUGCUUACUUCCACUAAGACUAGAAAACAAGAGAAUAAUUUUGAAGAUGUUUUGGCCAAAAAGCAGAAAGUGCUUGGGAAAUUUCAGGAAAUAAUUAAUGCUGCUUCAUAUGCUCCGCUACCACCUUCUGACGGGCUUGUGAAAAAGAUUUCCAAGUUGGCUGUUAUGGGGAAGGAAAAUAAUUUUGCAUGAGAAGGAAGUCUAUGUGAUAUAAAAAGAAAGCUCGCGGAUGAUGGAUUUGUGAAAUCAAAAGUUUACUGAAGAAACUCUGGUUUGUAGUUUCUUCUGCUGUUGAUUAUAAUUCAAAAUUUGUGGAUGAAAGGGUCCAUGUGCUAGAUGACAGGAGGCAUAUUUUUUGUUUCUUUUAAUCCACAACUGACUCGAUGACACUUUCAAAGACGUCGUGUAUUAGCAUCUACCAUUUUUCAUAAGAUAUGGUUAUGUUAUUCUCAUAGGCUGUAACCACAAAUAAUCCAUUGUUUCUAAGAACAUGAACUUCUAGGACACAGAAAAUUUGAGGUAGAUGUGGUUGACAGAUUGCACAGAGUUCUUUUGAGUUAACUUAACAUACUAUGUGUUUAUAUUUUGUGUCUAGCGCGUUCAAAUUAUGUGCCCCGAACAUGGAUACUAGUAUGUCAACACGAUGAAAUUCGAAAAUUUUGGGCAAGAACUGAAGUUAUAACUUAUCUGCUGCUAA